Messenger RNA from Loa loa (African eye worm), 3568 nucleotides. RefSeq lists its product as hypothetical. The record is from RefSeq and is a predicted model, not a curated record. Gene Ontology annotation, molecular function: ATP-dependent chromatin remodeler activity; ATP binding. Gene Ontology annotation, biological process: transcription-coupled nucleotide-excision repair. The transcript is spliced from 25 exons. Lineage: Eukaryota; Metazoa; Nematoda; Chromadorea; Rhabditida; Onchocercidae. Gene Ontology annotation, cellular component: nucleus. The coding region runs from base 62 to 3403 and encodes 1113 amino acids.
UUUCGGGUUUUUGGACUAUAUUUUCAAGAAGUGUUCAACGAUCGGUUUGGUGCUUUGUCCAAUGGAUUUGACUGAACGAGAGGAAGAUAAUGGCACAAUAUUGGGGAUAUUCACACCGUAUGAUUACUGUCAACGGAGUACUUUUAGUUUCCACCGCGAGGAAAUUCAAGAAGACAGAAAGGAUGUUGGUGACCUUGCAGCAAUUGAUAGCAGUAAUGUUGCUGCAUACAGUGCUGCUUCACUUGAGCAGGGCCUACUGCAACAGGUUGAAAGGACAUUUAAUGAAAAUGUUGCUGUACUGGGAACUGCAAUAUCACAGGAUACGAAUCCAAAAGGAUUGCAGAAUUUUAUAGUCAAAAAUGCACAAUCUACAUUUGUAAGAAAUGGUGAUAUGACUCCUUUUGAAGUGCUUGAUGAAGCACGGAGUAAUAGCUCAGAGGCUAUGCUGGAAGAGCUGAAAAUUUGUAAGAAAAGAAAGGCAAACUGCAUAAUGAAAUGGAAAAGUAAUAGAUCGGUAAGUUCUGUAUCUGACAGCGAAUUUACUCAAAGCGAAGAUGAUAGAAAUACGUCGCCUGAAACAGAACUUAUAGCAAAAAAGAAACGUCGACGAAAAGUUGCAAAGACAAAAAAAGUUGACGGAAAAGAACGGGAUGAUGCUGACGAUGAUUAUUUUAGGAAAAGAAUACGAACUCAUCUUGCUCGACUAGAACUUUCAAAAAUUGAAAGCAGCGAAAAUAAGUUGCAAGAGGAGAGUGAUUUUCAUGAAUUGAAGAAUGACAUGAAAAUACCGAACGAUUGUUGGAAGAAGCUAUAUAAAUAUCAAAAAACUGGUGUAAGAUGGUUGAACGAAUUGCAUAAUCAAUGUGUUGGUGGCAUACUAGCUGAUGAGAUGGGUCUUGGGAAAACAGUUCAAGUGAUUUCAUUCCUAAGAGCACUAGCAUUUUCACGUUUGGAGGAUAGAGGAUUCAGCUUUUUUGGCCUUGGUCCAGUGCUGAUCAUAUGUCCAACAACAUUAAUACAUCAGUGGUUGAAGGAAUUUCACACAUGGUUCCCACUCUGUCGUGUUGCCAUUUUGCAUAGCAGUGGUUCUUUUCAUGGCCAAAAUCCGCAGUUAAUUCGGAAAAUGGUUGUCGCGAGAAGUGAUGGUAAUGUUUUGCUGACAUCAUAUGGAACAUUUGCAAGAAAUCGAAAGCACUUAGUUGACAAAAUCUGGCAUUAUGUAAUACUGGAUGAGGGACAUAAAAUUAGAAACCCAGAAGCUCAGAUUACUCUUGCCGUGAAGGAAGUACGUACUCCUCACAGAUUGAUUCUUAGCGGUUCACCGCUGCAAAAUUCUCUUCGAGAAUUGUGGUCAUUAGUUGAUUUUGUUUAUCCGGGUCGGCUUGGUGCUUUGCAUUCAUUUAUGGAUAAAUUUUCAAUUCCAAUCACUCAGGGAGGAUAUGCAAAUGCUACUGCGGUCCAAGUGCGUACCGCAUACAAAUGCGCCUGCAUUUUGAGGGAUGCGAUUAACCCUUAUCUCUUGAGACGCUUAAAAAAGGAUGUUGAAAUGUCUAUUCAUUUACCCACAAAAACAGAACAGGUACUUUUUUGCAAUAUUACACCGUGUCAGCGUAGCCUUUAUGAAGAAUAUUUGUCAUCGCACGAGUGUAGCCGUAUUCUCUCUGGUAAAACGGAUGCCUUUGUUGGUUUAAUCACACUGCGCAAAUUGUGCAAUCAUCCGGAUCUUAUAACUGGUGGACCAAAUAAAUUUAAUGAUUACAGUGUCACAGCUGAAAACGAAAUGGAUUUCGGAGCACCCUGCAGGAGUGGUAAAAUGCAGGUACUUAAGGCUCUGCUCAAGUUAUGGAAACAGCAGGAUCAAAAAGUCCUGUUAUUUUCUCAGAGUCGACAAAUGUUAACAAUCCUGGAAAAAUUUGUGAUUCAAGAAGGAUACGAAUAUCUGCGGAUGGAUGGCACAACACCAGUUAGAAGCCGUCAGUUACUUGUUGAAAAAUUUAAUAAGGUUGAUGAAAUUUUUAUUUUCCUGUUAACCACUCGUGUCGGUGGACUAGGGAUCAAUCUUACUGGUGCUAAUCGAGUGGUAAUUUUUGAUCCUGACUGGAAUCCUUCUACUGACAUUCAGGCACGUGAACGAGCGUGGCGUAUUGGACAGGAACGUGCUGUAACUAUAUAUCGAUUGUUAACCGGUGGUACCAUUGAAGAAAAAAUUUAUCAUAGACAGAUUUUUAAAGUUUUUCUAUCAAAUCGCAUAUUGGUUGAUCCAAGACAACGAAGAUUCUUCAAAACCAAUGAAUUACAUGAAUUAUUCUGUCUAGGUGACAGCAAAGUACUCAAAAAAGAAGGCACUGAAACAGCAUCAAUUUUAAGUGGCACUACAAAAAACUUUACUCGAAAUAACUUCUUCGAUAAGACUGAGGAAGGCAGCCGCAAAAAGAAACAAAAGACGAUAAAAAAGCGAAAAAAGCUUGAUACGAAGGUGAUACCUGAUGAUGAUGAUGAUGAUGAUGGUGGUGAUGCUAAAGCUUUUGUUGAGGAGCAUUUAUCUGCUGAAAAACUUAACGAAUUGCGAAAACUUGCCCGGAAAAUCAGCAGGUCAAUUAGUAAAAGUGCCGAAGGAAGAACAAAAAGUGGUGAAAGAGAAAGGACGAGUGACAAGCAAAGCAAUCAGGUAGAUAGUGGAAGUUCAAAUAUUAAAAUUCCUUAUUUGAAAAAGAAACGACGUUAUAAACAAGUGACAAAAGAAUUUUCUGGACAGGACGAUUAUGUGCUUAAAAAAUUGCUAACUAAUGCAGGGAUUAUCUCAGCUCUUCAACAUGACGAGAUUUUCGCAACAGGUAUUGCAGAUGAACAGCUAAUUGAAGAUGAAGCAAAUGCUGUUGCUGCAAAAGCUGCGGCAUCAGUAAGACACUCAAGAAGGAUUCUUCCAAAACAGUCUCUCGAAAAACCGCGAUUUGGUUUGCGGAAAGCUGCUGGAUUUCAGUCAGCUAUUGACAAUAGUACCGAUGAUAUAGAGGAACCGAGUUUCAGCGGUGCAGCUCUAUUCAACGAAAAUAGUGGGAAUAAUAGUGGUAGUUUGUUGGAUGCUAUUCGUCACAGGAAGCAGCGUACUUUGGAUACCCAAAAAGCAAUCGAUGAGGAACAUUUGGAAGAACACUACCCUUCACUUUUCAAUGCAGCCGAGGCGUCGAAUUUGAAAAAGACGGAUAAAUAUGACAAGUUGGCAGAAGAUAUUCGUUUAUUUAUGGUUCACAGGAAAGGGCAAGCAUUGACAGAUGAAAUUUUGCAGAGCUUUAAGAAUCGUGUAUCAGCUGAGGAUUCGUUUGCAUUUCGAUCCAUUUUAAAGCGUUUGUGUAAAUUGCAGAGAAACUCAAACAUAUGGAUGCUUAGGGAUGAGUAUCAGUGAUCUAGAGUUAAAUAUAAAUGUACAUCUCUUUUGCAAAUUUUAGCUUUUACCAGCUCUUUGGCAAGUCCAUGCUAUAUGUGAGUAAAGUCUUUGUAUUGUCCGUUACUUUCAGUAGGUAAUACACGAUGAGAUUUCUAAAUUCACAAUUAUAACCCAAUACGCCAG